GGUGCAUAAAAGAGGAAGAGGACGAGAAAGUAGGAGAACCAAUGAGAUCUAGGAUCUUCCAAGUUCCAAGGAUAAUCAAUUAAUACUUUGGGUCAUAAUUUGAGAGAGAACCCCAAACUUCAACCGGAGAGAGAGAUGAUUAACCGUGGUGCUUUGACACAUGUCGCUUUCGGCUUAGUCGCCUUCCUCCUCCUCGCCGUCGUUCACAGCCAGCAGACAUGCAGCAAAACCUGCAUUGCGCAGAAUUGCAACACUAUCGGCAUUCGAUAUGGGAAGUAUUGUGGGAUAGGAUACUAUGGAUGUCCUGGAGAGGCACCUUGUGAUGAUCUUGAUGCUUGUUGCAUGACCCAUGACAACUGUGUUGAUUUAAAAGGUAUCACUUACGUUAAAUGCCAUAAGCAAUUCAAGCGUUGCGUGAACAAGCUAAGCAGAUCAAUAAAACAAUCUAAUGGACAGAAGGUUGGAUUUUCCACCCAAUGCCCUUACUCGACGGUGAUACCAACCGUCUACAAUGGAAUGGAUUAUGGCAUUUUCUUCAGUGGGAUAGGUAAUAUCUUUAAACCUCCGGUGCCAGGAAGCAGCCCCGUCGUGGAAGUGAAUCUUGCUCGGAGUGGAGCGGACACAACGAAUGGCCUUGGAACAAAAGUUGGCAUUCAGACAAAAGAAGGCUCCAAAGUUUCUGCUUCUUUAAACUAGCAUGAGCUCUCUGUCUACUUCUUGUCAAUCUUAUACGUUGACUCAUGACUCUCUUUCAACUUUGUAUAUUCUGUAACUUCGUUGUUAUGCAACAAUCAUAAAAAAAAAAAUGUUGAAGUCAAAACCAAAUUGACAAUUAAUUGACUGGCCUACAGUAUGUACUGUAUGUAUUAUUUUAGUUCAUUUCUUAAGAAAAUUUUAACUCAAAAACGAAACGUAUUUUAUGAAUUUUUUUCUAAUAUUAAUGUUUAAAUUUGUUAAGGGC
Messenger RNA from Thlaspi arvense, 961 nucleotides. The record is from the annotation of a GenBank genome assembly. NCBI's taxonomy places the organism in Eukaryota, Viridiplantae, Streptophyta, Magnoliopsida, Brassicales, Brassicaceae.